GGGCCGAACGCGAGUUCCGUCUCAGUCGUACAACGCUAUUAUUAUUAUUAUUAUUAUUAUUAUUAUUAUUAUUGUCGCUGACGCUAUCAUUGCACGUGGUCGCGACGAAGACGAAGGGAUGAUAUGUCUUGGCGACGAUCGCGCCGAUAGACCUACCGACCACUAGCCCACCGGUCCUUCUGCCGACCGUCCUUUCUGUAAACACCCGCCCGCCGCCCGCCGCCCCUGAAGUCUACACCCUCCCCAAUUUUGCCGCCCGCCAUAGGUGGUUGAUUUCUCGGUGGCACGCGCGCGACCACGACGGGUUUCGAAAGAUCCGACGGCGGCGGAUCCGUCGAGUCCUACCCGUGCCACGGCGUCCGAAUCUCGUGCUGUGCACGCACCGCGAAUGAAAACGGUGGCAUCCAACCUUGACGCGGCACUUAACGCAUAACCCUCGAGAAACGGGUGUGGCACGUGCCGGAUCCGGAGAAAAUCAAGACUCGUUUCAUCACUACACUACACUAAAUAAUACGAGCGGUGAUGUGAACAAUAAUUGGUUAUAUACGUAUCAAGAUUGACUAUGAAAAUUUCAUCGCACUACAAACAUUAAUACUUCACACGUGUAGACGCGAAAUACGAAGAAAAAACGUGGAAACUUUGUGAUUGGAAAUUAGUCAGCAGUGAUGGACGCAGAGAAAAACGGCCAUAACUACUCACAACAAUUGCAUAAAGCUAAUAACGUACAGAAAACAUCGUAUUUACCCGCUUGCCUCGAUUAUAAGUACCGAGAACAAUAUGGUUAGCGGUCACCUCGUCUGCACUUAUUCUGUCUAACUGCGUAGAUUUGAAACUUCACUAGAUUUGGCCGACAUAAAUACUUCGAUGACAACUAUAAAACGCGUCCACGAAUUCCAUAAUGAAGUUUUAUAAAUCCCUCAUGGUCUGUGUAUACAGUAGUAAUGUCAGUUGCAAAAACCUCCGUUAACACAGUACACGAUAUUUAACUAUAGCAAUGGAAUUUUUAAUAGCAAAUGAAUCUGACGAAAUCUCAAUAUUGCCGCAAACUGAUGAGCCUACCAACGACAAACCUUAUAAUGAUGAUAUUAAGCAAACAAAUGUUGCAAAUAUUGAUAAAGUUAAUAAUGAAGAAAUAUGUACUGUAUCAAAAACUUUAUCUGAUUGUUUAGUAGACACUCCAAAAUUAUUAUCAAAUUCAGAAUGUAGAGUUGAAAACAUGCUAUUCAAUAUUAAAUCUGAAGAAUUUACUGCAAAUUCUGAUGACAAAACCAGCAUAGAUUGCAAUAUUAAAUCUUUUAAUGGUGAUAUGAAGAAUUUAUUUAUACCCUCAUCAAAUUCAACUUAUAUCUCCUCUAAUGAAAAUCAAGUUCUUUCAAAUACAAAUGAAUCAACUUAUUCAGAUAUAAAUAAUAUUUUUACUACUAAUAAAAAACGAGGGUUUUCAAUUGAAGAAAUCAGUAAAGAUGAAACUUCUCAAAAUAGCCAAAGCAUGUCAACAUAUUCAAAUGAUUAUACUUGCUUUUUAAGCGAGCAAACAGAUGCUACAAGCAAUUUAACGCCUUUCAAAAGAAGUAAUAGCUAUUAUUUUGACUCUCCUGUAAAAAAGUUAUGUAUUACUAAACUACCUAUUGAUGAUAAAACAAAUGAAGUGCUUGAUAGCAUUGACCUGUAUUCAAAUAAAAAAGAUGAUAAAAUAUUCAAUGGAUUUACUAGUAUUCAAAAUGACUUAGAAGUAGAUUGUAUACAAGAUCGUUAUGAUGGAAGCGACUCUGGAUUUGGAUCAGAAUUAGCAGAAGAUAAAAACACUGGCAGCUUAGAUGUAGCAGUCUCGUCAUCAAAUAUAUCAUACAAAACUGAUUUUACAUCAAACCAAGAAUCUAGUUUUGAAGAUUUACAAAGAACUUCAAAUGAAUUUUUGUCGGCAAUGGAAGUGUUGAAGCCUAAAUUUUCUGAUUCUAUUCUAGAUUCAGGACCAUUAGAUGUUAGAAGUAAUUAUGGAAUUGUUAAAGGCAUUUUAAAACGCAACAAACCAGUCAACUAUGGUGUUCUAACAUCUGAUGUUACAACAGUGAAGAAACGCAAAAAUAUAAAUUUUGCAAAUGUAACUGUCUUUUAUUUUCCUCGAGUUCAAGGAUUUACAUGCGUUCCAUCUCAGGGUGGUUCUACUCUUGGCAUGACAAGAGUUCACAGCGCAUCAAGAGUUUUUUCUCUUCCUGAAUAUAUAGCAGAACAAAGAAGAAUACGUCGAAACUUAAUUCAACUAAGUCAAUCCGAGGUUUCUGGUACAAAUAGUGAGGACAGUGAUAGUGAUGUAGGAGCAGCAGAUGUUUACUCUGAAUCUGAUGCUGAUGUUGAUUCAGAUAGCAAUGGAAGUUUUUUACAACCUGUACCUACACGACAAAGACGUGCUCUAUUGAAGGCAGCUGGUGUUGACAAAAUUGAUUCUUCAGAAAAGGAUGAUUGCAAGAGCAUAAGACUAUCGAGGGAAUUUUGCGGAUGUUUAUGUCGUGGUUUUUGUGACCCAGAUACAUGUGCUUGUUUUCAAGCAGGCAUAACAUGUCAAGUUGACAGAAUGAAUUUUCCGUGUGGAUGUACAGUAGAUGGCUGUGGAAAUUCUGUUGGUCGCAUAGAAUUCAAUCCAACAAGAGUUCGAAAACAUUUCAUUCACACUAUAAUGAGACUUGAAAUAAAAAAGAGAGAAGCACAAGAAGAGGAGCACUGUAAUAAGCUAGCUAUGACAUCACCACUUAUAUCCAAUUUUUCCUAUCAUGAUUCCAGACACAUACAACCGUAUUAUCAACCACAGCACUAUGAACACAAUUUAAAUGAUUAUAAUUAUCAUUCGUUUUUACCUGUUUAUGAUGGUAAUCACGUUACUCCAGAAACUAGUACACAGAACAAUUAUCAGCUAAAUAAUUCGCACAAUUUAUAUGAACCGUAUCAGCCAUUUCCAUCUGCGUUUGUGCCUUUAUCACAAGAUAGAUCUAGAGGAUUGUCUAUUUUAGACAAUAAACCUGAAACAUUCACGGAUUUAUUGCAACCAUAUAGUUUACAGAGUAUGGAAAGUACUGAUUCACUCGGUAUUCCAAAUAUUCCAAAUACAUUAGUGUCUGAUAGUUUUAAUUUAGAAACUGAAAAUUUAGGAGAAAUUAUUAAAAAUACAAUGGUUGAAAGUGUAAAUUCUUAAAA
Molecule: messenger RNA, 3189 nt
Organism: Melanaphis sacchari
Lineage: Eukaryota; Metazoa; Arthropoda; Insecta; Hemiptera; Aphididae
Gene: Axud1
Exons: 6
Coding region: 995-3187 (730 amino acids)
Biological process (GO): regulation of transcription by RNA polymerase II
Cellular component (GO): nucleus
Molecular function (GO): sequence-specific DNA binding; DNA-binding transcription factor activity, RNA polymerase II-specific
Source: RefSeq, a predicted model, not a curated record